GGCCCCAUAAAGCGCGGGGAGGGGCGGGGGGCGGGUAGCAAACGCGGUUUUAUGGAGGCGGCCGGGCAGAUGGCCGGCUCGCUUUGAUUCCGGGCGGGAAGGGGAGCAAGGGCCGACUUCCAAGCUAGUAAACACGUUGGCUGCUCGCUCCCUCCCAGGCCGGCAGGCAGUGAUAUAAGGCACCACGCGGACUUCGAGGCCCAGCGCCCGCCACUGCCACCCCGCCGCGCCAUGUCCUUCCUGUCCUCCCGCCUCGGAGCCCCGAGUGGGGUCGGCGCCUUCAGCUGCGCCUCUGCCUGCGGGCCCCGGCCCGGCCGCUGCUGCAUCACAGCCGCCCCCUACCGCGGCGUCUCCUGCUACCGCGGCCUCAGCGGGGGCUUUGGCAGCCAGAGCCUCUGCGGGGGCUUCCGCUCUGGCUCCUGUGGCCGCAGCUUCGGAUACCGCUCUGGCGGCGUGUGCGGGCCCAGCCCGCCCUGCAUCACCACCGUGUCAGUCAACGAGAGUCUCCUCACGCCCCUCAACCUGGAGAUUGACCCCAAUGCGCAGUGCGUGAAGCAUGAGGAGAAGGAGCAGAUCAAGUGUCUCAACAGCAGGUUCGCUGCCUUCAUUGACAAGGUGCGCUUCCUGGAGCAGCAGAACAAGCUGCUGGAGACCAAGUGGCAGUUCUACCAGAACCGCAAGUGCUGUGAGAGCAACCUGGAGCCGCUGUUUGAGGGCUACGUCGAGACGCUGAGAAGGGAGGCCGAGUGUGUGGAGGCCGACAGCGGGAGGCUGGCCUCAGAGCUCAACCAUGUGCAGGAGGUGAUGGAGGGCUACAAGAAGAAGUAUGAAGAGGAGGUGGCACUAAGGGCCACUGCUGAGAAUGAGUUUGUAGCCCUAAAGAAGGACGUGGACUGCGCCUACCUGCGCAAGUCGGACCUGCAGGCCAAUGCGGAGGCCCUGACCCAGGAGAUUGACUUCCUGCGGCGACUGUACGAGGAGGAGAUCCGUGUCCUGCACGCCCACAUCUCAGACACCUCGGUCGUCGUCAAGAUGGACAACAGCAGGGACCUAAACAUGGACUGUGUCAUUGCCGAGAUCAAGGCUCAGUAUGACGACAUUGCCAGCCGCAGCCGGGCCGAGGCCGAGUCCUGGUACCGCAGCAAGUGUGAGGAGAUGAAGGCCACAGUGAUCCGUCACGGGGAGACCUUGCGCCGCACCAAGGAGGAGAUCAAUGAGCUGAACCGCAUGAUCCAGAGGCUGACAGCUGAGGUCGAGAACGCCAAGUGCCAGAACACCAAGCUGGAGACUGCAGUGACCCAGGCGGAGCAGCAGGGCGAGACGGCCGUCAGCGAUGCCCGCUGCAAGCUGGCUGAGCUGGAGGCUGCCCUGCAGAAGGCCAAGCAGGACAUGGCCUGCCUGCUGAAGGAGUACCAGGAGGUGAUGAACUCCAAGCUGGGCCUGGACAUCGAGAUCGCCACCUACAGGCGCCUGCUGGAGGGCGAGGAGCAGAGAUUAUGUGAAGGCAUCGGUGCUGUAAAUGUCUGUGUCAGCAGCUCCCGGGGCGGGGUCGUUUGCGGGGACCUCUGCGUGUCAGGCUCCCGGCCUGUGACCGGCAGCGCCUGCAGUGCCCCCUGCAGCGGGAACCUGGCGGUGAGCACUGGCCUGUGCUCGCCCUGCGGACAGAGUUGCCCCAGCAGCCGCAUGGUGCGGUUCGCGUAGUGCCUCCGACCCUGUGCAGACACAGUUCAGAGCUCUGCAAGGGAAAGGGCCGCAACUCCAGCAGCCAGCUGGCCAGCCAGCCCGAGGCUGCGAAGGUGUCUGGGCUUCAGACAGACGAGCCUUGGGAACCAGUCCACCUGACCUACCCACACUGCUGCCUUAAUUUCUGGCUGCUCAUCCGCCACUCCCUCUUCCUGUCUCUUCAUUUCUUCCAAGGAGGUGGGGCUCUCUGUGCUGGCACAUCUUGGCAGCUCUUCCCCACCCCCAAGAGUCUGAACAACUGACUUUCUUGAAACCUUGGGCUAUAGUCCAGUCCUGACUGGGCUGCUCUGGACUUGGACUUGGGCUCCUGUGGCUUCUAAGGGCUGGCCCCAGGGCCCUACUGGUGUGUGAGUGCUUUUAGGGCUGUGCCUCUUCUGCCCUCUAAAAACCCACGCACAGCCCUGACCAGUGUGGUUCAGUUGUCCUGUAACCAAAGAGUUGCGGGUUUGAUUCCAGGUCAGGAUAUAUACCUGGAUGCAGGUUCGCCCCCCAUCCAGGUGCAUAGGAUCCCCAGUCCAGGUACAUGCAGGAGGUAACCAAUCCAUGUUCCUCCCUCACAUCA
This is a messenger RNA of Phyllostomus discolor (pale spear-nosed bat), 2305 nucleotides long. Its product is annotated as keratin, type II cuticular Hb1-like. Gene Ontology annotation, molecular function: structural constituent of skin epidermis. Gene Ontology annotation, biological process: keratinization; intermediate filament organization. The transcript has 9 exons. NCBI's taxonomy places the organism in Eukaryota, Metazoa, Chordata, Mammalia, Chiroptera, Phyllostomidae. Gene Ontology annotation, cellular component: keratin filament. The record is from RefSeq and is a predicted model, not a curated record. The coding region runs from base 232 to 1701 and encodes 489 amino acids.